AUGACUGGUUAUGGCGCGUUGCUGGUUUUGUGUCUAGCCGCUGUUGCUCUCUAUCGCAUUCUUCGACAUCGUUCUCAGCUUCCUUUACCUCCGGGUCCACCAGGACUGCCGUACAUAGGAAAUGCAUUACAAAUGCCUGCUGAUCAAUCAUGGAAGGCCUUCACACAAUGGGCGCAGGUAUAUGGCGAUGUCAUGCAUUUGUCAGUAAUGGGUCGGGACUUCGUUGUCCUUUCUUCACCUGAGGCCGUUUCUGAUUUGCUGGAGAAACGGAGUGCCAUAUAUUCCGAUCGUCCUGUUAUGCCCAUGCUAGGUGAAAUGAUGGGGUACAAUCAACUCAUCCCACUAUCCCCAUACGGUGCACAUCAUCGCGACUGUCGCAAACUCUUGGUCAGUGGAUUGAGUCCACGAAAUGAGCCCGAAUAUAAUAUGGUACAAGCGGCCAAGACGCUUGAAUACCUCCCGAAGAUUUUGGCAGAUUCUAAGCGCUUUAGAUCUCAUAUUCGAUGCCUUGUUGCGAGUACUGUCUUCCAGAUCACCCAUGGAUAUGGAGUAGCGAAUUUAGACGACCCCAUGACCCAGUUGGCCGAGCAAACUAACGACGACUUUUCCCGAGCAGCCACACCUGGUGCAUUCCUUGUCGAUGCUUUCCCAAUUCUCCAAUAUGUUCCGGACUGGUUCCCUGGGGCGGGAUUCAAAAGGAAGGCAAAAGAGUGGCGCAAAUCAUCAGACAAGCUGAGAAACGAACCAUACGAAAUGGUGGAGCAGCAAGUGAUCGAGGGGACUGCAUCGCCAUCUUUCACGGCAGACUUGAUUCGAUCGAAAGAGGGCAUUACUCCAGAAGAUCAGUAUAUACAGAAGUGUGCAUCUGCCUCGUUCUAUGUCGCUGGUGCAGAUACGACUGUGUCCGCAAUGGAGUCAUUCUUCCUCGCAAUGUCCUUAUACCCUGAAGUACAGAAGAAAGCGCAGGAGGAGAUCGACUCUUUGGUGGAACCAGGACGACUGCCCAACUUCAGCGAUCGCUCGAAGCUGCCGUAUUUGGAUGCUCUGCUGAAAGAAAUCCAUCGAUGGAAUCCUGUGGCACCCCUGGCCCUUCCGCAUAGAGUUACUGAGAACGACAUCUACCGCGGAUAUCGCAUACCAGCUGGAGCUACCAUCCUAGCCAACAGCUGGGCGAUUCUCCAUGAUCCCGCUCGGUAUCCGAGUCCCUUCGAUGUCAUACCUGAACGGUACCUCUCCAAAACUAACGAGCAUCUUAACCCUGAUCCUCGUCCGUUCGAGUUUGGUUAUGGACGACGUGUGUGUCCAGGGCAAUUAUUUGCAGAAGACUCGCUGUUCAUUUUUGCGGCAAUGGUUCUUUCCACCUUCAACAUUUCCAAAGCCUCCAAUCCCGAUGGCAAGACAAUUGAGCCAGAAGUGGAAUACACUGGCGUAAUCAGGUGGGCUACAGUUUCUAUGGUCAACUUUGUGUCUACAAUUGUAUCGCUGAGUAUAGUUCUCAUCCUCACCUGGAUCAAGACGUACGCAAUCCGUAAACAUAUCUCUUCUAUGGGUCAAAGUGGGAAGAGCCUGUCAAAUUUGUGCGCCAGAGAUGGUUCCAUAUAUUUUGUGAUCCUGCUCAUUAUGACCAUCUUUAAUCUCGUAGCAACAACAUAUCAGGCAAUCGGGGAUGUUACUGUCCUUGAACUCGCUGUAAGCCCGAUUUUGAUUUCCAGAUUCCUCCUGGACUUGCGCGGCGCGGACACUGCGAGACGCAAUCAUGUCGACACUGACGAGGCCCUUGCCUCGACAGUAAGCGAAGAUACACCGGAGUCUCUCUGCUUCUCAAGUGCAGUAGUGGGGAACCUCGAAGCGCCCCUCACGAGUUUUUUCGCCGAUGACGAAGAUCAACAAGAACACGAAGAGCUGCCUUGCGAUUUGACAGAUUCUCCCUCUGGAGGAUUGGCUGAAAACAGUAUUAAACACGAGGACACCGUACAUCUAGACGUGGACUAUACCUGUGAAGCAUAA
Molecule: messenger RNA, 2007 nt
Organism: Fibroporia radiculosa
Lineage: Eukaryota; Fungi; Basidiomycota; Agaricomycetes; Polyporales; Fibroporiaceae
Exons: 17
Coding region: 1-2007 (668 amino acids)
Molecular function (GO): oxidoreductase activity, acting on paired donors, with incorporation or reduction of molecular oxygen; heme binding; iron ion binding
Source: RefSeq, a predicted model, not a curated record